Molecule: messenger RNA, 360 nt
Organism: Parascedosporium putredinis
Lineage: Eukaryota; Fungi; Ascomycota; Sordariomycetes; Microascales; Microascaceae
Source: the annotation of a GenBank genome assembly
AUGACCGGAAGUCACCUCAGAGCGGCACCCUCUGGGUUAGUCGAGCACCACCGAGUCGCAUCCCAACCGGAUUAUCGCGCGGGCAUGGCCGCCACGCCAUCCCGCUCUGGGCAAACAUCGAAUCAAGAGGAGAGGGCCGCAGCUAAGCGCAAAAGGGAGGAGCCGGAGGCCAUUGUGAUCAACGUUUCCGAAGAUGACCCCGGAGCCACCCAAAGCUUCAUCUCCGCAAAAGCGGCCAAGCUCCGGCCUGCUCCCUGGGAAGCCUGGGUCCACCCGUUUCCUGAAAGGGUCAACAGCUUCCAGUACCUCCUCUGCCGCGCUCCCCAGCAAUACAAAAUCCUCGAGCUUACCGUCGAGUAA